AUGGCUCACAGGCCGAAAAGGACUUUCCGGCAGCGCCAAGCAGACUCUAGUGACAGCGACAGCACCCAGGAGCCAUUUGCUGAACCCGGGGCGCCGGGGGAGCAGGCAGACCUGGGCCCUGCGGAGGAAGGGCUGCCGUCUGGAGGAGGCCGCGCGGAAGCAGCGGAACUACCCCGCCGGGCCCGGGGUCGGGGCCGGGGCCGCGGACGGGUCUGGGCCAGUUCCCGGCGCGCCGCGAGAGCGGCUCCGCGUUUGGACGGAAGCUCAGACGUCCCAGAAUCCAGAGCGGUUGAUCUUUCAACAGACGAAGAGGAUGGAACACAUCGUUCUUCAGAAAGUAAAGAUGAUCAGAGUUCAUCUUCCAAUAGCUCUAGCUCUCUGGAAGAAGAGUUUACAUCACUAGUAAACAUCCCUGAUGCAGCUUUUAUUCAGGCAGCCUACCGAAAACGUGAAUUGGCCAGGACCCAAGAGGACUAUAUUUCUUUGGAUGUAAAACAUGCCUUCACCAUCUCUGGUAUGAAGAAAAACACUGAAUAUCCUGAGAGUGAGCCUGAUGAUCAUGAAAAUAUAAUACCAUUUACCCUGAAGCCUCAAACACUUAGACAAAAGAUGGCUGAAAAAACAGCAACCAGAAAUGAAGAAACAAGUGGAGAUAGUGAAGAAGAUAAAAAAUAUCAAGAUAUUUGGGAACAGCAGCAGAUGAGAAAAGCAGUUAAAAUCACAAAGGGAUGAGACAUAGAUCUUUCUCAUAGCAGUGAAUCUCAAACAGUGAAGAAGUUUGAUGCUUCCAUUUCAUUUCCACCAGUAAAUUUAGAAAUUAUAAAGAAGCAACUAAAUACUAGAUUAACAUUACUACAGGAUACUCACCGCUCUCACCUGAGGGAAUAUGAAAAAUACAUACAAGAUGUCAAGAGCUCAAAGAGUACCAUCCAGAACCUAGAGAAUUCAUCAAAUCAAGUUCUAAAUUUUAAAUUCUAUAAAAGCAUGAAAGUUUAUGUGGAGAAUUUAAUUGACUGUCUUGAUAAAAAGAUUAUCAACAUCCAAGAAAUAGAAUCAGCCAUGCAUGCACUCCUUGUAAAACAAGCCAUGAUCUUUAUGAAACGCAGGCAAGAUGAAUUAAAACAUGAAUCAGCGUAUUUACAACAGUUAUCACGCAAAGCUGAGACGUCAACAAAUAAAAACUUGGCUAUAGAUGAAAAAACUCAAUGGAUUUUAAAAGAGAUUGAAUCUCGAAGGGCACAAAGAAGACAAGCAAGGGUUCUUGCUGGGAAUUGUACUCAUCAGGAAGGAACAUCUAGUGAUGAUGAACUAUCUUCAACAGACAUGAUGGACUUCCAAAAAAGCCAAGGUGACAUUUUACAGGAUCAUAAGAAGAUUUUUGAAGAUGUACACGAUGAUUUUUGUAAUAUCCAGAAUAUUUUAUUGAAAUUUCAACAAUGGCGAGAAAAGUUUCCUGAUUCUUAUUAUGAAGCUUUCAUUAGUUUAUGCAUUCCGAAGCUUUUAAAUCCCCUAAUACGAUUUCGGUUGAUUGAUUGGAAUCCUCUUAAGUUUGAUUCCAUAGGUUUAAAACAGAUGCCAUGGUUCAUAUCUAUAGAAGAAUUUAUAGAUAGCAGUAUGGAAGAUUCAAAGAAGGAAGAUAGUUCUGAUAAGAAAAUCUUGCCUGCUGUCAUCAGCAAAACAAUUAUUCCUCGACUUACAGACUUUGUAGAAUUCAUUUGGGAUCCCUUGUCAACCUCACAGACAACAAAUUUAAUAACACAGAGCAGAAUAAUUCUUGAAGAACAUUCCACUUGUGAAAAUGAAGUUAUUAGUAAAGGCAAACAGGAUUUACUUAAACCCAUUGUUUCAAGAAUGAAGAAGGCAAUAGAUGAUGAUGUUUUUAUUCCUCUAUAUCCAGAGAGUGCUGUAGAAAACAGAAUGUCACCACAUUCAAAGUUCCAAGAAAGACAGUUCUGGUCAGGUCUAAAGCUCUUCCGCAAUAUUUUUCUUUGGAAUGAACUCCUCCCAGAAGACACCUUGCAAGAGCUAGGUCUAGGGAAGCUGCUGAAUCGUUAUCUUAUUAUAGCUCUUCUCAAUGCCAUACCUGGGCCAGAUGUUGUUAAAAAGUGCAACCAGAUAGCAGCAUGUUUACCAGAAAAAUGGUUCCAAAAUUCUGCCAUGAGAACAUCUAUUCCCCAGCUAGAAAACUUCAUCCAGUUUUUACUGCAGUCUGCACGUAAAUUAUCUACAGAUGAAAUCAGGGAUGAAGUCAAAGAAAUAAUUCUUAUUCUGGUGAAAAUAAAAGCUUUGAAUCAAGCAGAAUCCUUCAUAGAAGAAUAUCACCUAGACCAUCUUAAAUCACUAAUUAAAGAAGUUUGA
Messenger RNA from Lipotes vexillifer (Yangtze River dolphin), 2358 nucleotides. It is a transcript of the gene GCFC2, whose product is annotated as GC-rich sequence DNA-binding factor 2. Gene Ontology annotation, cellular component: nucleus. Gene Ontology annotation, biological process: mRNA splicing, via spliceosome. Gene Ontology annotation, molecular function: DNA binding. NCBI's taxonomy places the organism in Eukaryota, Metazoa, Chordata, Mammalia, Artiodactyla, Lipotidae. The transcript is spliced from 17 exons. The record is from RefSeq and is a predicted model, not a curated record.